AUGGCUAAUCGUAGAAAUAUCGAAACAUCUAAACCAUACACCUCUAUUGAUAGUUUCAAUGAGAUUUGUGAAGCCUCAGACAAUUUCAUUGAUGCUGCCAAUAUAGAGUUAUGCUCUAGAAAAUCCGGUGACGAUCGACUCAUUAGUGCAUUUCAGUGGCAUCACAAGUCUAGACAAAAUUAUGCAAUUUUAAUUAAAUUUUUUAGAAAAUAUAGCUUCUCAGUUCCUCAAAAACAUAGAAUCUUAACGUUAUUACAUCAUAUAAAUUACUUGAAAUGCCACUUUGAUUCGCUAAUGAAGCACGGUGCAGGACUUAAUCAAACAAAUGAAAAAAUUAAAUGGGCUCUAACUGAUUCGGCUUUUAAUAAUCGACUACAAACCGGUACAGUCAUUAAUUUAAGUCACUUAGAUGUUAAUGAAUUUUUAGAUGAUGCCUUUGUUCCUUUUGAAAAUCAUAUUAGAACUUGCUUAGACACGUUCGGUCCGUUGAAAGUAUAUACAGUAUUCAAUGCAAAAUAUAAAAAGCUUUUACCUGACGGUACUACAGAAUUCGAUAUAAAAUAUUUCAUUAAUAAGUCAGAGACAAUUUUCCCUUCAACUGAGUUACGCGAUUGGUAUAAUGAUUAUGUAAAACAGAAAACACUUAAAGAAAUUGAAGAUUUUCAAGAUAAAGAAUCAAAUUGGCAACUCUAUUCAAUCCAUAGAUUAGAUGUCAAUAUUAACAAAUACAAUCCUUUGCGUGUUGGUUCUUUCAUUGAUCUACCGCCAUCUAUUAAAGCUAAACGUGCUUGUGUCAAUGUCAGAAAUGAAGAGGAUAAUGAAUGCUUCAAGUGGGCAAUAUUAUCGGCAUUGUAUCAAGCUUCGUCAAAUCCAUCUCGUUUGCAAAACUAUGAAAAUAUUCAACAUCAGUUAAAUUUUACAAAUAUUAAAUUCCCCGUAGCACUCAAUGACGUUGCAAGAUUUGAAGUGCUUAACAAUAUUUCAGUAAAUGUUUACUGUCUUGUUAAACGAAAGGGGAAAUUUACCGUCUCGCCAAUACACCUAACCUCGCAGAAACAAUCCAAACAUGUUAAUCUUCUACGUGUUGAUGAUCGCUAUAUUGAUGAGGACGAUGAUAAAGAAGAUUCCGCAAUUUCCAACAAAUUCCACUAUGUUUGGAUAAAAUCUCUAUCACGUCUUAUAAAUAACCAAGUGUCGACAGAUGGACAUGCGUUAUUUAUUUGCGAUCGUUGUCUUCACUACUUCAGAAGCAACGAUAAACUUACCGAGCACGUUGAGGAUUGCCAAAAAAUGAAUAACACCAAAAUCAUCUUACCUAAACCAGGAUCUAGUAGUAUUCAAUUCAAGAACUUUAGUAAUAAAGAAAAAGUACCAUUCAUCAUAUAUGCAGAUUGCGAGAGUCUACUAGUUCCAGGGGAGAAUUCUUCAUCUAUGGGAUGUCACACAGAAGUAGUUCAACAACAUCAACUUCUCAGCAUUGGAUUCUAUUUAAAGAGUUAUGAUGACUCUUUAAAUGAAUACCGGGCAUCACCCAGGAAUGAAGAAGAUCCGGCGAGAUGGUUUGCAAAAGAGUUGAAAAAGUUGGCGGAAGAAAUUGAACCUACAUUUAUGGUAAAUAUUCCAAUGGAUACUCUAAAUGCAGAUCAAAAAGCCUCAUUUAAAGUAGCUAAUAUUUGCCAUAUUUGUAUGAAAACUAUCAAGCAUGGAGAAGUAAAAGUUAGAGAUCAUUGCCAUCUGACUGGGGUGUAUCGAGGUGCAGCCCAUCAAGAUUGUAAUGUCAAUUAUCAAGAUUCUCGAAUAGUUCCUGUAGUCUUUCAUAAUUUAAGUGGUUAUGAUGCACAUUUUAUUAUUAAAGCAAUCGCGAAUGAGUUUGAAGGUAAAGUUGACGUUCUUCCCAUUAAUAAGGAAAAAUAUAUUAGUUUUACAAAACAUGUUGAAGCAAGUCUCAUUAAAUUUAGAUUCAUUGAUUCAUUUAGAUUUAUGGCAUCAUCUUUAGACAAAUUAGCAUCAUAUUUAAAUGAAUAUAAAAUUGUUAAAUCAAACUUUUCAGCUUAUAGUGAUAAUAAAGUUAAUUUGUUAACCCGAAAAGGAGUUUUUCCUUACGAGUAUCUCGACUCUAAGGAAAAACUCGAAGAAACUCAGUUACCCCAAAAAGAACGCUUUUAUAGUACAUUGAAUGAUUCAAAUAUAUCAGAUCAAGAAUAUUCACAUGCUCAGCAAGUAUGGUCAGAAUUUAAUUGUAAAAGUCUUAGUGAUUAUGUUUAUUUAUAUAUGAAAACUGACAUCUUGCUGCUUGCUGAUGUAUUUGAAAAUUGCCGUGAACAAUGCUUAAAAGCAUACGGGUUAGAUCCUGCACACUAUUACACGACACCGGGUUUUACUUGGGAUGCUAUGUUAAAAUAUACAAAUGUAAAACUAGAACUGCUCACUGACAUUGAUAUGAUAAUGUUUAUUGAACGUGGUAUAAGAGGGGGCAUAAGUCAAUGUACAAAUCGUUAUGCCAAAGCAAAUAAUCAAUAUAUGAAAGAGCACAAUGUCAAUGAGGAGACUUCUUACAUUGUAUAUUUAGACGCUAAUAAUCUAUAUGGUUGGGCCAUGGUACAGUCUCUUCCCUAUGGUGAUUUCAAGUGGGUUUCAAAAUUUGACAAUAGCUUUAAUUUUAACGUUGCAGAUGAUGCAACUAUAGGUUAUAUUUUGGAAGUUGAUUUAGAUUAUCCUACAGAACUACAUAAUAUGCAUAAUGAUUUCCCAUUUUGUCCUGAACACUUGAAACCACCAGGGUCAAAGCAAGAAAAGCUUCUAACUACUCUCCAACCGAAACGAAAAUACAUUCUCCAUUAUCGUGCACUUAAACAAGCAUUAGCCAAUGGGCUUAAGUUGAUUCACAUCCACCGCAUUUUACAAUUUAAACAGUCAACUUGGCUUAAAGAUUAUGUCGAUUUCAAUACUAGUCAACGAACAAAGGCUAGUAAUGAAUUCGAGAAAAACUUGUUUAAAUUAAUGAACAAUGCGGUGUAUGGUAAGACAAUGGAGAAUGUACGUAAUCACGUAAACGUGAAACUCGUGACAAAGUGGGAGGGUAGGUAUGGGGCAGAAGCAUUAAUUGCUAAACCUAACUUCCACACGCGAGCUAUCUUUAGCGAAAAUUUGAUAGCUGUGGAACUUAGGAAGACUGAGGUGUACAUGAAUAAGCCGAUUUAUAUAGGUCUUAGCGUGUUAGACAUCUCAAAAACCCUUAUGUACGAUUUUCAUUAUGAUUAUAUGAGGAAAAAGUAUGGAAACAACUGUAAACUGCUUUAUACUGACACUGACAGCCUUAUUUAUAAUAUCAAAUGUGAGGAUGUCUAUUCUGAUAUGAAAGCAGACAUUUUCAAAUUUGAUACUUCUGAUUAUCCCAUGAAUAAUAUAUAUGGCAUUCCGCAAGCCAACAAAAAAGUGUUAGGUCUUAUGAAGGACGAAUGCAAUGGGAGGAUUGUCACUGAAUUUGUUGGUUUGCGUAGUAAAAUGUAUAGUUUACGUGUGGAUAAUCAAGAUUUCUUAAAAAAGGCAAAAGGUGUAAAGUCUAAUGUAGUUAAGAAACAUAUAACUUUUAAUGAUUACAUUUAUUGUUUAAAAAAUAUUAAAAUCCAAUCUCGAACUCAAUAUUCCAUUCGCUCCAAACUCCACAAGGUCCUUACUUUAAAACAGAAAAAAAUAGCCCUAAGUCCCUAUGAUGACAAAAGAUUUUUAUUGAAACACAACACUGACACUCUUGCAUGGGGUCAUUAUAUUAUAGAAAGAGAUAAAGCCAUAGAAAACGAUGUAGAAAUGAUAGAAUUAUAA
Messenger RNA from Leptopilina boulardi, 3822 nucleotides. RefSeq lists its product as uncharacterized. Lineage: Eukaryota; Metazoa; Arthropoda; Insecta; Hymenoptera; Figitidae. Bases 1 to 3822 code for a protein of 1273 amino acids. The record is from RefSeq and is a predicted model, not a curated record. The transcript has a single exon.